GUAUAUAAUUGACGGGGUUUUGUCAGCAAUCGGCUGUGUGGCCGUUGAACACCUAUGUAAGCCGGUAUUAAUAAUACGCCUGUUGUGCUGUUUUCCCUCUGCCGCCCCAUUACAUCCACUGACGUACGUUGUACGCCUGCAGCGAGUGAAAGUGCCCGUUGUGGUUACAAAUAUUAAACCAAUCCGCUUUUCUUCGCCGGGUCACAGUUGUCUCCUGUUUUCGCUCCCAAGGUUCAUCGCACUGUAGUUAUUCCACUGUGUUAUUAUCUGCAAAGGAUUUGAUCAUGCUUAUCAUAACCUCGCGUUUGUUGCUCGUGGCUGUGGUUAUUGCAUUACUGGAGGUUUUUGGCGGACAUUGUGCACCAGUGUUGGAUCUGAUCUCGAAGAAGGAUGCUUUCUCGGAUGAUGCCGUCCAGCAAAAAGAAGCCUUGGCGGCGAUGUUGGGGGAUGACGGGAAUCAGGCCGAAUUGAUCAGCGAUCGUUCGCUACUGCAGUCAAUUUUGUCGCAGAUGCGCGGCACGGGGUCGGCGGCGGACGGCAGCGGGAUAAGCUCGUUGACCAGUGGUCUGAACGGCGGAGGCAACCUAUGGGGUGGCGAUCCGACACUGGAUCUGGGAUUGGGCCGAGCCGGAUCCGGCAAAUGGAUCGCACGCUACACCGCUGCUCUCCAUGAUUCCCUUUCACCAUCGGGUCCGGGCUGACAUCGAUAUAAUGGGAUACAUCCGGGCAGACCACCGAAACUUCAAAUUGAUUAGGAAGUUUCCAGUUUGGAGCCGGUUGGUAGAUUUCAUCCGCCAGCGGCGGCCAGUUGGCAGUUGCAUAAUAAUCUUCGGCAAUUAUUGGGCUGUUUUGGAUGUUGGCAUUGACUCCCGAAUCCCACACCGUAUUUACCCUUUUGUCACCGUUCGCUUCGAUGUGCAAUUUUUUCAUUUCCGGCCGGAUUGUAAAUCGCGUUAUGGCGUCACGAGAUCGCUGUGGGUGUGAUACACUCUGCUUAUUUCCUGCAUACUGUAAUGUACACAAGUGCGUCAUCUAAUACAGCAAUAAACCAAUAAAGUCCU
Paramacrobiotus metropolitanus is the source of this 1061-nucleotide messenger RNA. RefSeq lists its product as uncharacterized. The transcript is spliced from 4 exons. NCBI's taxonomy places the organism in Eukaryota, Metazoa, Tardigrada, Eutardigrada, Parachela, Macrobiotidae. The record is from RefSeq and is a predicted model, not a curated record. The coding region runs from base 285 to 701 and encodes 138 amino acids.